Messenger RNA from Salvia miltiorrhiza (redroot sage), 1678 nucleotides. RefSeq names its product beta-amyrin 28-monooxygenase-like. Gene Ontology annotation, molecular function: monooxygenase activity; oxidoreductase activity, acting on paired donors, with incorporation or reduction of molecular oxygen; heme binding. Gene Ontology annotation, biological process: sterol metabolic process. The record is from RefSeq and is a predicted model, not a curated record. The transcript has a single exon. NCBI's taxonomy places the organism in Eukaryota, Viridiplantae, Streptophyta, Magnoliopsida, Lamiales, Lamiaceae. Bases 24 to 1448 code for a protein of 474 amino acids.
AGCAAAGUACUACUACGCACAACAUGGAAGUCUUGUACAUGUCUCUCUUCUGCCUCUUUGUGCUCUCAUCCCUCUACUUCCUCUUCUACAAGACGAAAGCGGGGGCCCGGCUGCCCCCGGGCAGGACGGGCUGGCCCGUGAUCGGGGAGAGCCUCGAGUUCCUCUCCACCGGCUGGAAGGGCCACCCGGAGAAGUUCAUCUUCGACCGGAUGGCCAAGUACUCCCCCACCGUGUUCCGCACCCACCUCCUGGGCGAGCGCGCCGCCGUCUUCUGCGGCGCCGCCGGCAACAAGUUCCUCUUCUCCAAUGAAAACAAGCUCGUGCAGGCGUGGUGGCCGGCCUCCGUGGACAAGAUCUUCCCCUCCUCCACCCAAACCUCCUCCAAAGAAGAGGCCAUCAAGAUGAGGAAAAUGCUCCCCAACAUCCUCAAACCCGAAGCCCUCCACCGCUACGUCGAGAUCAUGGACCACAUCGCGCGCCGCCACUUCGCCGACGGCUGGGAUAACAAGAAGGAGGUGGUCGUCUUCCCCCUCGCCAAGAACUACACCUUCUGGCUUGCCUGCCGCCUCUUCGUCAGCAUUGAGGAUCCGGCUCAAGUCCAAAAAUUUGCCGAGCCAUUCAAUCUGUUAGCGUCUGGUUUGAUCUCCAUCCCCAUCGAUCUGCCCGGCACUCCCUUCAACAAGGGCAUCAAGGCCUCCAACUUCGUGAGGAAGGAGCUCGUCGCCAUCAUCAAGCAGCGCAAACUCGACCUCGCCGACGGCAAGGCCUCCCCCACGCAGGAUAUCCUCUCCCACAUGCUGCUCGCCACCGACGACAGCGGCAAGUCCAUGCACGAGCUCGACAUCGCCGACAAGAUUCUAGGGCUGCUCAUCGGGGGCCACGACACCGCUAGCUCCGCCUGUGCCUUCAUCGUCAAGUACCUCGCGGAGCUCCCGCAUAUCUACGACCGCGUCUACCACGAGCAAAUGGAGAUCGCGAGAUGUAAAGCGGCGGGGGAGUUGCUCAAGUGGGAGGAUGUGCAGAAGAUGAAGUACUCGUGGAACGUGGCGUGCGAGGUGAUGCGAAUGGCGCCGCCGCUGCAGGGGGCGUUCAGGGAAGCCCUGACGGACUUCACGUACAACGGGUUCUCCAUCCCGAAAGGGUGGAAGCUGUACUGGAGCGCCAACUCGACGCACAAGAAUCCUGAGUACUUCGCGGAGCCGAUGAAGUUCGAGCCGGCGCGGUUCGAGGGGUCGGGGCCGGCGCCGUACACGUUCGUGCCGUUCGGAGGGGGGCCGAGGAUGUGCCCCGGGAAGGAAUACGCGAGGCUGGAGAUACUGGUGUUCAUGCACCAUCUGGUCACCAGAUUUAAAUGGGAGAUGCUGAUUCCCAACGAGACCAUUGUGGUGGACCCCAUGCCUAUUCCUGCUAAGGGUCUCCCUGUUCGUCUCUUCCCUCACCGAUCUUGAAUCCAAUUGGCAAUUGCUAAUAUUCUUGUAGAUAACAUGCAUGCUUAAUGCCAUCACACUCCAUAAUCGACUUUCUACGUCUUUUGCUUUUCUUACGUUUUUGUAUUCUUCUAUUAAUGCUUUAAUUAGAGGUAAGUACUCCCUCCUCCGUCCACGAAAUGAGUACCCAUAUAUAGACGAUACGAAUUUUAAGAAAUGUAUGAAGUGUAGUGUGAAUAGUUUAAGGGUCU